UUUUUAUUAUGCUGAACUUUUGGAAGGAAACUGCCAAACAAAUUUUUAAAAGUAACACACGAAGGUGUUCUUUACAUAUUCAACAAAAUGCGAGUUGUAAAACUUUUAAAGAUGACAUUCCUCAGUAUGAAGCAACCGUAAUUGGAGGGGGUAUAAUAGGAACAGCUAUAGCUAGGCAGAUAAAGAAAAAAAAUCCGAAUUUAACAACAGCAUUAAUCGAAAAGGAAGGUAUUUUUGGAAAGCAUCAGAGUAGAAAUAACAGCGGAGUAAUACAUUGUGGCAUAUAUUAUAGGCCGGGUUCACUUAAAUCUGUGUUAUGUCAAAAGGGGAUUAAAAGUAUCUAUGAAUAUUGCGAGGAAAAAGGAAUACCUUACACAAAAACUGGAAAACUUAUAGUAGCUAAUGAUAAACAAGAAUGUAAAACUCUAAAUGCUUUAUACGAAAGAGGGUUACAAAACAAAGUUGAAGGUUUAAAACGUUUGGAUACGCUUGAGCAAAUCCUGGAAAAAGAACCGAUGUGCAAAGGAUUUAAAUCAAUUUGGUGUGCUAAUACUGGAAAUGUCGAUUUUGAAAUGGUAACCAACAGUUUAGCUCAAGAAUUCCGAAUUAAUAAUGGCGAUAUUUUAUUAAAUCAUCAAGUAAAUCACAUCAAGUUAUCAGGAGAUGCUAAUUACCCAGUUUUACUAAAAUGCAACGAAAAUUCGUUCCUUAAAACGAAGUAUUUGAUAGUAUGUGCGGGAUUACAAUCUGGAAGGCUGCACGAAUUGAUAACACCUGAAACAUCCAACAAUAGCAGAAUAUUUGUUUCUUUCAGAGUCAACUAUCACUUAUUAAAAGGAAAACCUUUAAAAGUAAAUAUAUACGAAACACCUGAUUUGGAUUUACCAUUUUUAGGAGUACAUUUGUCACCUCGACUAGAUUGUACCACAUUAUUAGGACCUACAGCGGUUCCUGCAUAUACUAUAGAAGGAUAUAAUGAGGAAGAUAUAAAUCUAAGGUACUUAAAAAAUACUUUGACUUCUCCCAACUUCCUAAAUAUGACUAGAAGAUACAUUUCAAAAUGUAUAUCUCAAGUACAAAGACAUUUAUGUCCGGAAACGUAUAUAAAGAAACUUCAAAAACUGGCAGAUUUCAACAGGGAAGACGUCAGUAACGGACCAAUAGCUGUACAGACCCAGUUAAUAAAUCCUGACGGUACAUUUCAGGAUGAUUUUGUUUUUGAAUUUUUUGAAGGCAAAGACAUACAGAAACGGAUAAUAAAUUGUCUUUUUCUGCCUAGUCCAGCUGCUACGUCUUGCUUAGCUAUCGCUGAAUAUGUGACUGAAAAGUUUUUCAAGGAGUAUGACCCUAAAACUUAACAAUAUAUCGUUAAUUAAGAUAUUACAAAUAUAUGC
Molecule: messenger RNA, 1394 nt
Organism: Diabrotica balteata
Lineage: Eukaryota; Metazoa; Arthropoda; Insecta; Coleoptera; Chrysomelidae
Source: the annotation of a GenBank genome assembly